Messenger RNA from Penicillium verhagenii, 786 nucleotides. Its product is annotated as peroxiredoxin. Gene Ontology annotation, cellular component: cytosol; mitochondrion. Bases 1 to 786 code for a protein of 261 amino acids. Gene Ontology annotation, biological process: cellular oxidant detoxification; cell redox homeostasis; cellular response to oxidative stress. The record is from RefSeq and is a predicted model, not a curated record. Gene Ontology annotation, molecular function: thioredoxin peroxidase activity. NCBI's taxonomy places the organism in Eukaryota, Fungi, Ascomycota, Eurotiomycetes, Eurotiales, Aspergillaceae. The transcript has 3 exons.
AUGGCCUCAAUUAUCGCCCCUCAGAUUGCCUUCCGUGCCGCCCGUGUUGCGCCUCGUCCUGCCUCAUGGGCCAGUUUUGCUGCCUUAGCCCGUACUCAGCCGGCCCUCCGUCGGACAUUCGCGGCUUCUGCCCAGGAACAGCCGCGGCUGCGUCUGGGCUCAACUGCCCCCAAUUUCAAAGCAGUGACCACCAAGGGAGAAAUUGACUUCCACGAGUUCAUCGGAAACAAUUGGGCCAUCCUCUUUUCCCACCCAGCCGACUUCACCCCGGUCUGUACAACGGAAUUGGGUGCCUUUGCGAAGCUGAAGAAUGAAUUCGAGAAGCGUGGCGUGAAGAUGAUUGGUCUGAGCGCCAAUGACAUCGGAUCCCACGGCGAAUGGAUCAAGGAUAUCAACGAGGUCGCCUCUACCGACGUGCAGUUCCCUAUCAUUGCCGACGCGGACCGCAAGGUGGCUUUCCUUUACGAUAUGAUUGACCAGCAGGAUUUGGACAACAUUAGCGAAAAGGGCAUCGCGUUCACUAUCCGCUCCGUUUUCAUCAUCGACCCCAGCAAGAAGAUCCGUCUGACUAUGAUGUACCCUGCUUCGACUGGCCGCAACUCCGCUGAGGUUUUGCGUGUCAUUGACUCUUUGCAGACAGGCGAUAAGAAGGGAGUCACCACCCCGAUUGACUGGCAAGUGGGCGACGACGUGAUCGUUCCCCCAUCGGUCUCGACUCCUGACGCGAAGAAGAAGUUUGGCGAGAUUCGAGAGGUCAAGCCUUACCUGCGCUACACCAAAUUUUAG